AAUAGCGGGAAUACUCCAAUCAUCAUCGCCUCGAUUAAAGGACACCAAGAGGUGGUGGAUCUAUUGAUUAAAGCGGGGGCGAAUAUAGAAUGUAAAGGCAAUGGCGGGAAUACUCCAAUCAUCUUUGCCUCGGCUAAUGGACACCAAGAGGUGGUGGAUCUAUUGAUUAAAGCGGGGGCGAAUAUAGAAUGUAAAGGCAAUGGCGGGAAUACUCCAAUCAUCAUCGCCUCGAUUGAUGGAUACAGAGAGGUGGUGGAUCUAUUGAUUAAAGCGGGGGCGAAUAUAGAAUGUAAAGACAAGGACGGGAAUACUCCAAUCAUCAUCGCCUCGAUUAAUGGACACCAAGAGGUGGUGGAUCUAUUGAUUAAAGCGGGGGCGAAUAUAGAAUGUAAAAGCAUUAGUGGGAAUACUCCAAUCAUCAUCGCCUCGAUUAAUGGACACCAAGAGGUGGUGGAUCUAUUGAUUAAAGUGGGGGCGGAUAUAGAAUGUAAAGACAAGGACGGGGAUACUCCAAUCAUCGUCGCCUCGACUGAAGGACAUAAGGAUAUGGUGGAUCUAUUAGUUAAAGCGGGUGCAUUUAUUGAAAUCAGUAACUAUGAAAACGACACUCCGAUAGUUUGCGCAGCUAAAUGGGGAAAUGUUGAAAUUGUAGACGUUUUGUUGAAAGAAGGUGCUUGUUCCAGAAGUUCUAGUCAUGGAUUGAUAUUAAAUAUCGGUGCAACGUUUGGUCGACGACGGGUCGUUGAAUAUAUUUUGAGACGCGGAAUGUCAUUAGAAAGUCGUGACUUGAAAGGAAACACCCCACUUCAAAAUGCAAUCAUAAAGGGUCAUCUCUCAGUGGUCCAACUCCUAAUAAGGAGUGGAGCAGAUACAUCCACAUCAAACUUUUCGUCGGAGAGUAUUAUAUAUUCUGCUGCUUCGUGUGGCCAUGCUGAUAUGGUGAAAUACUUGGGAAGCAGAGGUGCACAGAAGUUAUUGGAUUUGCCCAAUGCCAGUGGGUGGUCGCCUAUUGCCAAGGCAGUUUCAGGUGGUCAUUUUCGGACAGUUAGACAACUUCAUCAGCUUGGAGCUGACAUGAACUGCAGUGUAAAUGGAAAAGGACUGCUUCAUCUAGCAGCUGAGUCCGGUUGCCUAGAUAUCUAUCAAUAUCUUAUUAUCGCUGGGCUUGACUGCAAACGACCUAACAUCCAUGGAUUGAAGGCUUAUGAAUGCUUCCCCUUUCAAUCAAAACUUAAUUAUCAAGCAAGCAACCGAUUAGGACAUUCCUCCGAACAAAGUCUCUCUUACGUCAUGUCGCGAUUAAAUGAGCAAUAUGCUACACCCGCGUAUAGAUACAAACUUUCAGAACUAUCUGGUGUACUUGGACUAGGCAGCGUGAAUAUUAUCGAGGGUGGUGUUUCAGAAACUAUCAUGGGGUUUGUAAGGGAGAAGGAGGUUGUUAAGGGUUCAGAGUUAUGCGGAAGUUCGGCUGAGGGCACGAAGGUUCAGCUGCCUGAUGAAAUGGACUUCCUUAGAUUGGUAUCUGCAAAUCAUCUCUCUCGAAACGAAAUGGUUGAUACCUUACAUGGAUAUAAGUAUAUACAAACUAGUACAAUUAAGAACAGGUUUUUAUCAAGUAAAGCACUCCAUGAGAGUGCAAGCCAAAACCUAGAAUCUAGCGCAAAAGCCCAAGAGUCUAAAAAAAGCGGAGAAAUCCUUUUGCAGGCAGUUGCUGGAGGAGGCGGUGCCAGUGUUCCUGUGACUAUCAGAUGGCCCGAUGAUAAACCUUUAAAACGCAUUGUCUCAGAUCAUAUAGUAACAACCUUACCAGUAGAUGAUUGGCCUGAUGAUUGGCAAGAUGAUUGGUCCAAUUAUGCACUACAGAAAGGAGAAUCUGAAAGUGAGGUAACGGCGGACGUUUGUGUUUAUCAACGGACCGGAUGCAUCUUAUCUCAAGUUGAUGCUAGAAGAGGAUUGGCCAGUGUUCCUGUGACUAUCAAAAGGCUUGAAAAUAUAUCAUCCAGUCUCCUUAUCUCUGUGGAUAUAGUACCGAUAUUUCAUGUUGAUGAUUGGCCAGACGAUGCUAUCAAGAAGACCUGGCGAAUGGACGAGGACACCUUGAGGAAGAGUGGGUAUAGGCUGGUCCUGAAACCGCCACACAAGGACAGUGAGUACGGACGGUUGCUACCCGAGGAAGACAGAGAAAGAAUGUUGCGGAUCUCCUUCUCUCAUCUAGAACCUGUCACAAUCGCACCUUUGGAUCCAAGAAUCAAAGACGCAUACAUCACAGCAAAGUGUCUGAGGUCACCUAUGGCAUGUGGCGUUGUGAUUAAAGACACGAACGGCGUCAUACAUUUCGUCAGUCACUUCCUUACAAGCUACCUCCUGAAGACAGUCUUCCUUCAUAACAUAGACGACUUCCUUGAGACAAACAGGAGCCUGCCAGAGAUGGUCUACAUCAUCUACAGCAAACUUGAGGAGUAUCUCGGCAAGGGCAACCUACCGUUCUACUGGCAGCCCAGCGUCAAUCUGCUGGAAGGCUUGAAACUCAACAUAGCCAAGUCUCAUCAAGUCGCCAAGCUGAUGAAGGCAAUCGUUGGUAGGAUGUCCCGCCUGGAGCGUGUUGAUGAGAACCAUGGUGACGACGCGAGGGAAGAUGGGCCAGGCAUUGAAGCCGCUGAUGACGAGCCUGACAUAGGUUGUUACAUCGUCAAAUUAGAAUAGCGAGCAAGUAAUCUUCACCCCGAUGAACACUUUGUAUGCGAGACGGAUGCUCCGGUGUAACCACAUCUAUGGUUAUUCCCUGGCCUCACCCGGCCCCGCCAGUUCAAACCACGAGAGUGCAUGUGUGCGAGUUGGGCCGACGCGACAGGCGCAGCGGUCGGAGAGAGUCUCUGGCAGGGUAUCUCGGACUUUGGUUCGAAAUCGAAAGCCUCAAGUGCGUCAGGACCUUCAAAGCCAAGUGGUAGGGAAUUUGUUCUUCAAAUGACACCGGGCUCAAAAUAGCUGCUAUGUUGACUUCGAGAGAGAGAAUGGUGAGGGAUCGUGUGGUGUACAAAGGAAAACAAGCACAACCGUAACAUUUUAGAAAAACUUCUGAAAUUAUUCAGACCCCCUCCACCUCUUACACCUCCCGUUAUUCAGAGAUGAAAUUGCAAAACUGUAGACUUUCCGAGGUUGGGGACACAUCACGGAGAUGAUAUACCAAAUGUUCACCACUUCUGAAAAAAAGUAUCAGAACUUUCAGAUUUUGGUAAAAAAUGCAACCCUGUCUUAUUUUAGAUGAUUUCUGAAGUUUUACAAUCUAUUUUCUACUUUUAACUAUGAAAUUGAUACAAAGGCGACACAUUGGCAUUGUUCAUCCCGAUUGAGUUGAAUGUUGGAUGGCAUCCAACGACAAUGCGCAUAAUAUCUACAGGGGGCUUGGCUUACAUAUCCAGACACUCUCAGAUCGGUAUUAUGACAUAGGAAGUUGGAUGUUGCACUCAAUUCCUUUCAUAGUACUUAUGAGUUACUUACACCCUUUGAUAUGCUGACUGCAUGGGUGAACAAAGGUAUGGACUGGUAUAUCUUGUAUUGACAUGUUAACUUGUAUUGAUAUUGUAAUUGCAUGAGGUAGGGUAGCUACCUUAUAACCUUAAUAUCCUUAUGUAUCGAAUUGUAUAAAUUGUAUUGUCAUGUAUUUACAUGUAUAAACUUGUAUCGACUUAUAUUGUAUUAUGUUCGGUGUAACUUUUUAUAAUUAUAUGUGUCACAUUAUUAUAUGGUAGAAGUCAGAAGGCCUAGAGAUUGCAAGCUGUUUGAAGCCAGUCUAUUACUAUCAUAACGUUGUAUUGCAAGAGAGUCACAUUCAUUAUUUCCUAUAUUUUGUGAGUAACAUUUAAGAGUGUGAAGCCUGGUAGGCCCUGUCACAAGUUCUAAAUGAUCAAGUGAUUACGGUUUUAUAUACGCUUGUAAUGACUCUCAUUACAGAAUGACUGCAAACUUGUGGAUGGAUAUAGAUUGAAUACUCGUUAAGGUGAAACUAUAGUGCCUCCAUGUUGCCAGUCAACAAGAAUUCAUCCAAAAUAUCCACAAACUGGUAAAAGUGUUACUCGGAGAACAUAAUAGUUUGCGUUGCGUCCGAACAACAUGUUAUAUGACAAAGACAAGCAAGUGCUUUUACUUCAAUUUUGUGCAGAAAGCUUUGUGUACAUGUACAGUACAUAUAGCGUUUUAGAUAAAAUCACCCGCCAGUCUCUUUCAUAUGAGCCAUUAUCUUGUCCUAUUUGUUGGUGUUUGAAUCCGGUGUUCCUAAUACAUUAACAUAAUAAAGGAAUCCGGUGUUCCUAAUACAUUAACAUAAUAAAGAGUGACUAUAUAGUUUCACCUUAAGGGUUGACAAUAGGUACCGCCAUUUUGUCGAGUCCUCCAAAUCCUAAAGCCUUUAGAGCUCUUUCAAAACAUAGUGAAAGCUCAUUUCAAGGGCUGGAGUCUGUUUAUUGCUUUCCAGAGAACAGCCUCCAGGGUUUUAAAUGAGCAUUCACUACAUUUUGAAGGUGUUCUAAUCGCUUUUCCAACAAUUGUUUGGGUGUCUUUUUAGACUUCAAACUAUUUUGAGUUUCUCUCUAACGUUGUUUAAGCCAACUCGCUGGUCUUAAUGACUGAUCAUAAAAUUCAUUUCUAUUUAAGCUACAUGUGUGUAUCUUUUCCCAAUAUAUGUACCGUUUAGAUAUUCGCUGCAGUGGCGAUUUUUACGUGACCAUAAUGAGACCGUAGAAGGUUAUUCUAACGUGAAUUAUUUUGGCCGAUACGCGAAUUUGUUAUGAAAGAUAAUUAUUUAAUGAAGGUUGAAAAGAUUUUAUGACGGUAAAGGCUGGGUAAUGACUGGUAAUGUAGUGAGUGGGUUAACGUGACAAAACAACUGCGACUUGAUCACUCAUUGCAACCAUUCCAGCGAAGUGUCCUUGCGAACCAUAUGCAAGUUAUUGUAAACAUUUUCAGUGAGAUUUUGAUUUUUGAAGGCCCAGGUGUCCUCGGUCGAAGUUGCUCAAUGCAAAUCUCCUUUGAUUCAGAGUUUCCUAAUGAGAAUUUCAUCAUGGCAUGUGUAAAAAAGAGGUAGUCGCUGUGAAUGGUUGAUUUUGGGUUGUAAACAAUGGUUUUUGUGCCAAACAGGAGGGUUUUGGGUGGAAAGAUUUGUUAGGAUACAAAUCCGGUGUUUUAAAAACUUGAAAGUGGCAAGAGUGGUUUUAUUAAAGUGGUUUGGUGUUAUUAGAUUUACCUUAGUAAAAUUUCAGUUCGAGAUAAGACCACCAUUGAAUAUUCAUAGGUUGCAGUAUUCAGACCUAUCAACGAGAAGCUUUUCCGAUUAUCUUUAAAAAUCCGCGGUCAACGACCACUUUAAUUUCCACAAGUUUGUCGCCAGACUGUCCGGAAUAUCAUAUCCACAUCUAAGAUUCAAAACUGCCCGCAGUAAUUGGUGCGACGUGGGCAAACUUUGGCAAAUGAACUGAUGAAAGUCUUUAACAAAUCAAUGGUGGUUUUGCCUCGUUGGACGAACGAGUCCUUCAGUUCUCACCCCCUAUUCUAGUAGGCGCUGUCUACCCGGCUCAACACUUGCGACAGGCGACACUUCAAAAAAGAAAGUCCUGGCUUUACUGUGUGUUUCUGAACCGAAGUCCGUUGCGAUUAUAUUUUAUAGUUCGGCUAAUUCAAGCCAUUAUAUGUGUACAUGUAAUCAUGUGCAAUUUCGCAAAUCAUUUUGAUUACAGUUCAGUAAUGCACAGAUAGGGGGAGAUAUUGCUUGUAAAUGGAAUGUUCAUAAAAUUCGUGUCCGUCUUCAAGCAAUAAGACUCGAAAUAUGGUUAGACGCUUUAUGUCAUUCGGUACAGAUUCAUCCUAACCGGUGUAGAAGUAGAAAAUGUCCGAGGGAGAAACCAUCCACCCUAUUGUAUUUUGUCAGAUUAUGGUAUUAUGCUUCUUUCGGUGACAUUACCGUCAAUAGGUCAGAGAUUAAAGAGCAUAAUAGAAUCCUUUGCUCCCCCGGAAAUUCUAUCCUGGGACAUUUCAAACUUCUACACCGGACUCAUUGAAAACACUCACGUUUCCAUAUGAGGGCGGGGGGGGGGGUGUCUUAGAUGUUCCUAUCUCUUUGAUACUCUCUGUAGUCAAUGUGAGCCUUAGAGGCAGCACGUACUUGGAUAUCACUAUGUAUGUUUAUUGUUGCUUUUGCGCUGUUUAGUUUAGUUAUCAUGCUGUUUGUAUUCAAUAACAUGAGGGACAAUACUAAGUAUGUGACCAUUAUGACAGAUGUAUUUUAUCGACGGCUGUCUUUGAUGAGUUCGCUGAGUCCAUGUACUACUAAGUGUGAAAGCCUAUUUACGAGUGUCCCGUAAAUGGAAUCGCCCAGGACUUGAUGAUACUACGCACAGACAUUCGUACCUCGUACUAUGUUGCUUAUAAAGAUUGCGAAACCUCCCUAUUAUUUCAAUAAUUAGAUUAUAGCCUGAGGCAAGAAAAUGACAAACAUUGUUGUCC
Messenger RNA from Lineus longissimus, 6495 nucleotides. RefSeq lists its product as uncharacterized. The record is from RefSeq and is a predicted model, not a curated record. The transcript has 2 exons. The coding region runs from base 547 to 2703 and encodes 718 amino acids. Gene Ontology annotation, molecular function: protein binding. Lineage: Eukaryota; Metazoa; Nemertea; Pilidiophora; Heteronemertea; Lineidae.